CCGCCUUUACUGCCAAAAACGUAAACAAAACAUUUUUUAAAGUGUUUACAUUGAAGACUUGGCGCCAUGUCGGUAAAUUUGGAGCCGGGCGUCAUCCGGAAGCUCGACGAGGUGGUGGUCAACCGCAUAGCCGCCGGCGAAAUCAUCCAGCGACCCGCCAACGCCUUAAAAGAGCUGCUCGAGAACAGCUUGGACGCCCAAUCGAGUCACAUCCAGGUGCAGGUGAAGGCCGGCGGCUUGAAGCUCCUCCAGAUCCAGGACAAUGGCACAGGUAUACGGCGCGAUGAUCUGGAGAUCGUCUGCGAGCGUUUCACCACCUCCAAGCUGGCCCGCUUCGAGGACUUGGCCCAGAUAGCCACGUUCGGCUUCAGAGGAGAGGCGCUGGCCAGCAUCAGCCAUGUGGCCCACUUGAGCAUCCAGACCAAGACGGCCAAGGAGAAGUGCGGCUACAAGGCCACCUACGCGGAUGGCAAACUGCAGGGUGCGCCGAAACCCUGUGCCGGCAACCAGGGCACCAUCAUCUGCAUCGAGGAUCUUUUCUACAAUAUGCCGCAAAGGAGACAGGCGCUCCGUUCGCCGGCCGACGAGUUCCAGCGGCUGUCCGAUGUCCUGGCCAGAUACGCUGUCCACAAUCCCCGGGUGGGGUUCACGCUCCGCAAACAGGGCGAGGCACAGCCCGCUUUGAGGACUCCGGUGGCCAGUUCCCGGGCCGAAAACAUACGUAUUAUCUAUGGCGCAGCCAUAUCCAAGGAACUGCUGGAGUUUAGCCACCGCGAUGAGGUGUUCAAGUUCGAGGCCGACUGCCUUAUCACCCAGGUCAACUUUUCGGCCAAGAAGAGUCAGAUGCUGCUGUUCAUCAACCAGCGACUAGUUGAGUCGCCAGCACUGAAGACCGCCGUGGACUCUGUGUACGCCACCUACCUGCCACGUGGCCACCAUCCCUUCAUCUACAUGAGCCUCACACUGCCACCACAGAAUCUGGACGUGAAUGUUCAUCCCACCAAGCACGAGGUGCACUUCCUCUACCAGGAUGAGAUCGUGGAGCGGAUCAAGCAGCAGGUGGAAGCCCGUCUGCUGGGCAGCAACUCCACGAGGACCUUCUACAAACAGCUGCGGCUUCCAGGUGCCCCAGAUCUGGAUGAAACACAGUCGGCAGACAGAACCCAGCGCAUCUAUCCCAAGGAAAUGGUGCGCACCGAUGCCAGUGAGCAGAAGCUGGAUAAGUUCCUGGCGCCUCUGGCGAAAUCCGACUCUGGUGUGUCCUCCAGUUCCUCCCAGGAGGAGAGACCAUCGCUGCCAGAGGAGAGUUUUCGUGUCACUGCGGCCAAGAAGUCCCGAGAGGUGCGACUUAGCAGCGUUUUGGACAUGAGACAGCGGGUGGAGAGGCAGUGCAGCGUCCAGUUGCGGAGCACUCUCAAAAACAUGGUCUAUGUGGGUUGUGUAGACGAGAGGCGGGCUCUGUUCCAGCAUGAAACGCACCUUUAUCUCUGCAACACUCGCUCUUUCAGUGAGGAACUCUUCUAUCAGCGGCUGAUCUACGAGUUCCAGAAUUGUUCGCAGAUCACAAUGAAUCCGCCGCUUCCGCUCAAGGAGCUGCUAAUGCUCUCGCUGGAAAGUGAGGCCGCCGGCUGGACGUCCGAGGAUGGGGAUAAAACUGAACUGGCGUUGAGUGCUGUGGAGAUCCUGCUGAGAAAGGCGCCUAUAAUGCGUGAAUAUUUCGGACUGCGCAUUUCGGAGGAGGGACAGCUGGAAUCCCUGCCCAGUUUGGUUCCCCAGCAUCGACCCAACGUGGCUCACCUGCCGGUCUAUCUGCUCCGCUUGGCCACCGAAGUGGAUUGGGAACAGGAGGCGCGCUGUUUCGAGACUUUCUGCAGGGAAACUGCUCGCUUUUACUCGCAAAUGGAUUGGCGCGAAGGUUCGGCGGCGGCACACCCCAGGUGGACCAUGGAGCAUGUGCUGUUUCCGGCCUUUAAAAAGUAUCUUCUACCACCACCACGUCUCAAGGAUCAAAUCUAUGAGCUUACCAAUUUGCCCACACUGUACAAAGUUUUUGAAAGGUGUUAGUUGGGCUUUUUAACAAUGCUUUAAUCCUUUUUUUUUAAAUGAAUAUAAUGUACGUAUGCUUAAAGAUUAGAUCUCCUGGAUCACAACAGA
Molecule: messenger RNA, 2154 nt
Organism: Drosophila elegans
Lineage: Eukaryota; Metazoa; Arthropoda; Insecta; Diptera; Drosophilidae
Gene: Mlh1
Product: DNA mismatch repair protein Mlh1
Exons: 2
Coding region: 67-2064 (665 amino acids)
Biological process (GO): mismatch repair
Cellular component (GO): MutLalpha complex
Molecular function (GO): ATP-dependent DNA damage sensor activity; mismatched DNA binding; ATP hydrolysis activity
Source: RefSeq, a predicted model, not a curated record